AUUGGCAUUUAUAUAUUGGUCUUUCGACGUUCUUCUCAUACAGUUGCACACCGUUUUUUGUGCUGUGAGGAUGAUAUCGAAAAUCUGCUUCGUACUUUUGCUGGCAUUCCCUGCCAGUUUCGCCAAUGUCGAGUGUCCGAAUAUCAUUGGCAGAAACGAAUGGACUAGCAACGCUGCCGCUGGUGAUGUCAAUUAUUUAAUAGCACCGAUACCUUACGUGAUAAUACAGCAUACAGUCACCCCCGAAUGUGAUUCGCGUGAGGACUGCACAGCUAGAGUUGACAACAUUCGCGGUGUUCAUAUGGAUAUAAAUAAUUGGGAUGACAUCGGUUAUUCUUUCGUGAUCGGCGGUGAUGGAAACGUAUACGAGGGAGUCGGAUGGAUAGUCGAAGGAGCACAUACGUAUGGAUAUAACAAAAAAUCUAUCGGUAUAGCUUUCAUCGGGAAUUUUCAGAACAAAGAUGCCCCCCAGAGAAUGUUAAACAUCGCACAUCAAUUAAUCGAGUGUGGAAAAUCCCAAGGUAUCCUUCGAAAUAGUGUACGAGUGCUCGGUGCACGACAGGUGACUUCAACAGCCAGCCCUGGAGCUCAUCUCUUCAGGCAAAUUAAAGAUUGGCCUGAAUGGAGGAACGAGCCUUAGACGGGCGUUUCGGAAGUGGGUGCUUUCGAUUAAAUCGAGAUACUUAAGUUUCGAACAAAAUAUUCUUAAUUGUUUGUUAUCUGUGAGCAAUAAAGUUAUAAAAUACGAAUUCAUUCUCUGCUUCUAUAAUAGAGCUUGAGUUUUUUUUUUAAACAAGAUUUUUGGGGAAACUUCGCUAUUAUUGUCGUAGAGAUUAUCGUUUAUAUUAAUCUGUGCAAUCUCAUUAGGAUUAUGGAGAACAGGCUGAAGCUCUUUCUGUUCCGUUGCAAUCCAUUGGUAAAAUCAACGAAAAGUAUGUCGAAUGUAAGACCGUAAGAAAUAUACGUCAAAGUUCGAGGUAA
Molecule: messenger RNA, 981 nt
Organism: Wasmannia auropunctata (little fire ant)
Lineage: Eukaryota; Metazoa; Arthropoda; Insecta; Hymenoptera; Formicidae
Product: peptidoglycan-recognition protein 2-like
Exons: 4
Coding region: 71-640 (189 amino acids)
Biological process (GO): innate immune response; peptidoglycan catabolic process
Molecular function (GO): peptidoglycan binding; N-acetylmuramoyl-L-alanine amidase activity; zinc ion binding
Source: RefSeq, a predicted model, not a curated record